AUGUCGCGUAAUAAACACCAUCCACUUGCUUUACCCGAAACCGAAAUUUUUGCAUACCUUGCUGUCGAUGAAGCACCAUAUCCAACGUUAUUCGUCAAUCAGCCUGUUGUUAUGGAUUUUCCACUGAAACGAUUGCAUCCGAACUUAGUACACCUCAGAUUAUACAAGAAUGGAUUAAGGCACCAUGAGCAUUACCAGAAAUCAGGUGGAAGGCGCGAAUUUGACGAAAGUGUUUCUGGGAUUAUUCAAUUGUGUCCUACUUUGAAAGAACUUAUUCUUAGAGGAUGUAAUAUUACCGACAUAUCCACUAAUGGGAUUAUAAAUUCUUGUCGUAAUCUUCGAAAGCUCGAUAUCGGAUUUUGUGAACAGAUUUCAGGAAAUCCAACCGCGGCUAUAAAAAGAGCCAAUCCCAAAAUUAAAGGGCUUCGGCUCUAUUCUCAAAUCUUACCUGGAGCGAUGUUGCAAGCUUUGCUUCCUCUGUAUGCACCAGUCAGAGGCCGCGUAAGCGGCUUUGCAAAUAACAAUAAUCUAUAA
This is a messenger RNA of Paraglomus brasilianum, 534 nucleotides long. The record is from the annotation of a GenBank genome assembly. Lineage: Eukaryota; Fungi; Glomeromycota; Glomeromycetes; Paraglomerales; Paraglomeraceae.